ACGUUUACAGAGAAAACGAAACUUAGACGUAAAAAUACAGUUAACACAGAAAACAUGUAUUUAUUAUGAGAUGUACACUUUGUUCUGAUGCCUUAUGUCAUUUAGGUUGGCUGUCCGACUGCUGAGUUUGAGUUUUCAUGAUGGAGUCGGAAAACUACGUCGCUAAACUGAACGAGUUUGCCCAGAGGAAACGUUGGGAGCUGAGAUACGAAGACGUCGGGUGUACUGGACCUGACCACAUAAAAACAUUUACCCUCAGAGCUAUCCUGAAUGAUAAGGCCUAUCCUGGUGGUGUGGGCAAGAACAAGAAGGAAGCCAAACAGAACGCAGCAAAAAAUACCUUGAGAGGCUUAUUGGAGGAAGCAUCUGAUUCUACAGAACAGGCAGCUGAAGCUUCUACCACACCAGGUCAUCAGACAAGCAUCAGUAGCAUCAACUACAUAUGUUGGCUCAAUGAAUACGGUCAGAAGAACAGACUGAAUAUAAACCCUGUGGAGACAACCAGACUCGGACAACUAAAUACACUUUACUAUUGUAGGUUUGUGGUGGGUGAUAAGGAGUAUCCAACUGCCUCUGGGAAAACAAAGAAAGAAGCUAAGGAGGAAGCAGCUAAGCUGGUAUAUGAUGACAAAUAUGGCAGUAGCACUACCGAGACUGUAGAUGUAAAAAACAAUGUUGUAUCAAGUCCACAAACGGAAAAAGGGAGUCAUAAUGACGAUGACAUUUGUGAAAGGACAAAGAGCUUGAGUGUAAAACCAGAAGACAACAGUAUUAUGGAAACAAAUUUCAUAGGAAUCAUCAACCUCUACUGUCAGAAAACAAGGUCCACUCCGGAUUACAUCCUCAUUCAAAGAUGUGGUCCUUCACAUAGUCCUCAAUUUUUCUACAAAUUGGUGAUCAACAACAAGGAAUACCCUGUUGGUGAGGGUAAGACUAUCAAGGAGGCCAAACAAAAUGCAGCCCAGCUGGCCUGGUGUGCUCUUCAGGAACAGUCAGACUGGGACAACAAGGUAACAUCCUGGUCACCUGUGUCUGAUGAUGUUGCACCAUCCAGGCUGCCCACAGCACCAAGUCCACUGCAAUCCCUUGAUGCGAAAUCAGAAAACAUGCCGACAUCUACAAGUGACUCAGCGAUUGUCAUCAGUCCAUCGAACCCUUCCAAAGAUAAGGAUAAAAAUCCUGAUUUCAAGUCCAAAAGAAAAAUUGCAGCAAACUUCCAAAUUUCUUCCAGAAGGAGAAAAGAGGAUAUGAAGAUCUCUGAUGGUAAAGAAAAGCACAAAGAAAAAAGUUCCAGUGAGAAAAAUUCAAGUAAAACAGUCAUUUCAAGCAGGUUUAUGUCAGAAUUUGACUCCAUAGAGCGCAUUGGCAAAGGUGCCUUUGGUCGUGUUUUUAAGGCAAAACAAAAACUGCUGGACAAAUACUUUGCAAUAAAAAUCGUCCGCUGCAAAGAAAAAGCUCUGCGGGAGGUCGGGACGCUAUCGGACCUUCACCACAGCAACAUCGUUCGAUACUACACAUGUUGGAUGGAGGAUUCAGAAUACCAGUGGGACAGUACAGGCGACAGUUGCAGCACUUCGUUGUCUUCCAGUGAUUCAUCUGCCAAGUAUCUCUAUAUUCAGAUGGAGUUAUGUGACACCAGAACGUUGCGAGUGUGGAUAGAUGAGAGGAAUACUCAGAAUGCGAAAAAAUCUCUGCGAGACUUCAAAAGAAGGGAGGAAAGUCUGGCCAUCGCUCAGCAAAUAGUCAGCGGAGUCGAGUACUUUCACUCUAAGAGGCUCAUCCACAGAGACCUGAAGCCUGCAAACAUCAUGUUUGGUCAGGAUGGAGAAGUGAAGAUCGGAGACUUUGGUUUGGUCACUACUGAGACUGAUGAUGAUGCUGAGAACCUGAUGGAGAGAACAGAGUACAAGGGAACACCAUCUUACAUGGCUCCUGAGCAGAAAAGCAGGAGCACAUAUGACCGAAAAGUAGACAUAUUUGCUUUGGGACUGAUAUAUUUCGAACUUCUUUGGAACCUCCCUGCUGGCCCUGACAGGAAAGCGAUUUGGGAAGAUGCCAGAAACCAGAAACUUCCUCAUGGAUUUUUGCCCAAUUUUCCGCAAGAGAACCAAAUUAUAAAGUCAAUGCUGUGCUUGAAGCCAGAAGACCGACCCGAAGCGAGUCAACUAAAGAAAGAGUUUGAAGAUUGCGCUCAUGCACUUUACACCAUAAAACAUAUGCAUCGACAGAUUAGAACUGUCACAGAAAACGCUGCUGAAAAUCUACCACAGCAGCUUCUUCAGACAAGUAUAUCUGAUGCCAAAUAUGUAAGCUUGCUCACUGAGUAUUGUCAGAGGGAGAAGCUCACCAUAAAACCUCUGGAGUCAAUAUGUCUUAUGACGUUUAGAAAAAGCUGUGCCUUCAGAGUUGGUGGUAAGACGUAUCCAACUUGCUAUGGGGUCUCAAAGAAGGAAGCUAAGGAGGAAGCAGCCAGGCUCGCAUGUCAGAGUUUGGGUGUCAAAGACCAAAAACGGACAAAUUUCAUUGGAAUUGUUGACCACUACUGUCAAAGGACAAAGCGAACCUUUAAUUAUAUUGAAGUGGAAAGGUCUGGUCCUCCACAUAACCCUCAAUUUACCUACAAAUUGGUGAUCAACAAUAAGGAUUACCCUGAAGGGAAGGGAACAAGCAUCAUUGAAGCCAGACAAAAGGCAGCUCAACUGGCCUGGGCUGCUCUUCAGGAUCAGUCAGACUGGGACAGCAAGGUGUCCCUCAGGUCAACCAUGUCGGAAGACAGUACACCAACGAUGUCGUCACCAACAUCUAAUCUGGAGUCAAAGCCAUCGUCACAAAUCCUGCAAAGAACCACAAGUGAACCAGUAGCAUUGACAGACUCAUCGAACACUCAUAAGACUCAGGUGUCUCUCCAGUCAGCUGUGUCUGUUGACAGUCCACCAACCAUGUUGUCAACUCCAUCUUCACUGGAGUCGGUUGAAGCAUCGUCACAAAGCAUGCAAACAUCUACAAGUGACUCCGUAUUGUUCACAGAUUCAUCACAUCGAUCCAAGGACAAGGAUGUUGUUACAAACAACAACACAGAAAACAGACAAAGUGAGACGUCAGCUCAAUCACGGUUUUCUUCAGAAUUUGAUUCCAUAAAAUGUCUUGGUGGAGGAGGCUUUGGGCAUGUUUACGCAGCAAGAGAAAAACUGGUGAACAAGUUUUAUGCUGUAAAGAUUGUUCACUAUAAAGAAAAAGCUCUACGAGAGGUGACAACAUUAGGUGAAAUCUCUCAUGAUAAUAUCGUUAGAUACUACAAUUGUUGGAUAGAGGAUUCAGAACCCCAGUGGGACAACAGUUACAGUGACAGUUACAGCACUUCUCAGUCCUCUAGUGAUUCAUCGCCAAAGUACCUCUAUAUUAAGAUGGAGCUGUGUGACACCAAAACACUCCAUGACUGGAUAAAAGAGAAGAAUGAGAAAACUCUGCAGGAGUCCGAGCGAAGGGCAGAAAGUUUACCUCUAGCACAGCAAAUAGUCAGCGGAGUUGAGUGCAUUCACUCCAAGAAGGUCAUCCACAGAGACCUGAAGCCUGUCAACAUCAUGUUUGGAAAAGAUGGAAAACUGAAGAUUGGAGACUUUGGUCUGGCCACUGCGGAAAUUGAUGAUGACAUCGAAAAACUGAUGAAGAGAACAGGCAAAGCAGGAACCAAAUCUUACAUGGCUCCAGAACAAAGGAGCAAAGGAUACGGCCGCAAAGUGGACAUAUUUGCAAUGGGGUUAAUAUAUUUUGAACUCCUUUGGAAGCUCUCUUCUGGACAUGAAAGAGGAAAGGUUUUAACUAAUGCCAGAAGUCAGAAGCUCCCUGAAGAAUUUUCAGUGAAGUUUCCCCAAGAGAACCAAAUCAUUCUGUCAAUGCUGUGUGAGAAGCCAGAAGACAGACCUGAAGCAAGCGCACUGAAGGCAGAGCUGGAAAAAUGGGCUCUGACAUUCACUGCACAAAAUCAUUCAGAAAAUGUUAGCGAUUAACUUGAGCACUUUUGAGAAGUCAUAGGAAGGUUGAGAAAUCUGUUUCUUUUGAUAUCUGUAUUUUUAUGAAAUCCUUUGAUAUUAACAUAAUGCUUUAACCUCAGAGCCACAACUAUGCAAUGCACAGCAGUCCAUGGUUCUUUGGUUUUCCAAAAACACAUCAGAAUGCUGACAGGGGUCAAUUGUCAACCUUGUCAAUAAUGGACAGCUUAACAAGAAGAUAUUUCAUCAUGGGUUUUACAAAAUAUGACACCAGAUUGUAUAUUAACUUUAAAGCCCCUCUCCAGUGAUUAAUUAAACCCCUAAAAACUAAAAACAAACGACAAAAUCUCUGUGAAUCAAAGUUACAUAUUUAAAAGUUUGUCCAUAAAAAGAAUCUCUUUAUAUCCUAAAACAGCUCAGCUGUAACUCUACACUGUUGCUUCCUUUAGAAUGUGCAGAUUUUCAAAGUCCCUGCAUGCGUCUACAUCUCACUGCAGCUUGGGCACACCGGCUCACCUACUACUCUGCUCAAACACUGUAAAAGUACUCUGUGCUACACAAUGGCAAACUGUAAUAUUGGAAUAAUUCAGCCAUAUAUAUUUGAACUGGGGGAAAAGAAUGAUAGGAGGACUGGCUCCAUAGAUGGGUUACACAUGAAACCUUGAAAGUCUGAAUCCAUGUUUUUAGGACAGUCAUUUGUACGCUGCAGUUUUAAGGUGGAAAUGCUCGGAAACUACUUAUUUCACCAAUGAUGUGUCUUCUAGCACAUAUAAAACAUCAAAUGGUCAUACAGCAAGAUCGUGAAAAAAAUCUUGAGCUCACUGAAGGUGAACUUCAAAAAGUCACUUUAGCAUUGCUUAACCUUCGUCUGCCUUUGUUCUAAGUAAUCAUGUGCUGGGUAACUUCUGUGCCUACAAUUUUCCUUUUAAUCCUAUGCUGGAAAUGAUCACAUGUAUUUAUACUGUGUCAUAUACAUUAUGACCUUUGCCUUGUAAUAAAUAGGCUGAGUUGGAGAAACAAUCCACCA
Stegastes partitus (bicolor damselfish) is the source of this 5016-nucleotide messenger RNA. RefSeq lists its product as uncharacterized. The record is from RefSeq and is a predicted model, not a curated record. The transcript is spliced from 34 exons. Gene Ontology annotation, molecular function: eukaryotic translation initiation factor 2alpha kinase activity; ATP binding; double-stranded RNA binding. Gene Ontology annotation, biological process: eiF2alpha phosphorylation in response to endoplasmic reticulum stress. Gene Ontology annotation, cellular component: nucleus; cytoplasm. NCBI's taxonomy places the organism in Eukaryota, Metazoa, Chordata, Actinopteri, Pomacentridae. Bases 138 to 4007 code for a protein of 1289 amino acids.